AUGGGUUGCGCCACUGUAGUCGGUGAACCUGGUGUUGGAAAGACAGCAAUUGCCAAAGGAUUGGCUCAGCGGAUGGUCAACAGGGAUGUGCCUGCAUCACUGAUUGGACGAUUAUUUGCGCUGGACUUGGGGGCCAUUCAGGCCGGUGCAAGCUACAAGGGCCAAUUCAAAGAGCGGAUCAAAUUGAUUCUUAAUGAAGUCAAAAAAGCCACCAAAAAGGGAGAAAACAUCAUCCUGUUCAUCAACAAAAUGCAUCUCAUCAUGGCUGUUCAAGGCGCCAGUUCCGGCGGAAUGGAUGCGGCCAAUCUCAUCAAACCGGUCUUGGCUCGAGGCAAACUCCGUUGUCUAGGGGCUACCACUCUUGCCGAAUAUUGCAAGUACAUUGAGAAAGACGCGGCCUUUGAACGCAGAUUCCAACAAGUCAUUGUCAAUGAACCCUCAGUCCCCGAGACGAUUUCCAUCCUCCAAGGCCUGAAAGAGAAAUAUGAAACUCACCAUGGCCAACUCUAA
Messenger RNA from Puccinia graminis f. sp. tritici CRL 75-36-700-3, 510 nucleotides. Its product is annotated as ATP-dependent Clp protease ATP-binding subunit ClpB. The coding region runs from base 1 to 510 and encodes 169 amino acids. Gene Ontology annotation, biological process: cellular response to heat. The record is from RefSeq and is a predicted model, not a curated record. The transcript has a single exon. Gene Ontology annotation, cellular component: cytoplasm; cytosol. NCBI's taxonomy places the organism in Eukaryota, Fungi, Basidiomycota, Pucciniomycetes, Pucciniales, Pucciniaceae. Gene Ontology annotation, molecular function: ATP binding; ATP hydrolysis activity.